Molecule: messenger RNA, 2241 nt
Organism: Diaporthe batatas
Lineage: Eukaryota; Fungi; Ascomycota; Sordariomycetes; Diaporthales; Diaporthaceae
Exons: 10
Coding region: 148-2241 (697 amino acids)
Biological process (GO): transmembrane transport
Molecular function (GO): transmembrane transporter activity
Source: RefSeq, a predicted model, not a curated record
GGGCAUAGCACUGGCCUGGUAAAUAAAGACUGUUCCCCGAAAUUAUGUGGCAGAAGGUCCCUCAAGUCUUUUCAGUCAUACUAUGGAUGCAUCUGUAUAGAUGAUCCUCGCCGUUCACGUAUUGACAAUAUUACCCCACGGCGAAAGAUGACCGCAACAGCUCCCGAAGUGUCAUUUCCUGCCAUGGAGGACAACUUUGCUGGAUGCUUUGGGGCGCAGGUGAAUGACACACAAGAUGAUGACAGAAGGGAACCCGCAGAGGCGACACCAGCGGCGAAGCCCAAAGUCGAGGCUUUAAAAAUCGCAAAAAAGCUCGUAGAUGCUCAUCUGCGGAAGUUCUCGCAAUCCUCCCAAGCCACCUCCUCCGAUUCCCAAGCUGUCGGGUCUUUGCCACCCCAUCACAACGACCCGCCGGUGGGCAGUCCAGGACAUGAUGACAGUGACAGCUUGGCCCAGGAGGGUCUCCUGGGGAUCAUCAUGGACGUCUGCAAGCUGCAUGUCAACGAUGCCAUCCACGACAUUCAAAGGCCAGCGGUUCCCUUCCGCACCUCGACCUUCGGAAAAAUAUCUUUCCGAGAGCGAAAGCCGUCUUACCUGGAUCUUGAAUGGGAAGACGAGGAUCCAUAUGAGGCUGCAGGCGCAUCGUCCUCACACAGUCCGCUCUCCGGGGAUAGUUAUGGAGACAAGCUGAGGCCGCUCCCGCUUCGGGUAGAAUCAGGGAGCAAGUCGAAGGAUCUCAAUGACCAGUGGGCAAAUGAAAAAGAACAGACAAAGACGCACCUUACGGAGAUUAUCAGGAGCCACAUUAGCCGACAUAUUUAUCUGAUCAGGCUCUGUCGCGCUUUGAUGCUCUAUGGUGCACCCACGCAUCGCUUGGAAGAAUAUAUGUCAACCUCGGCGGAGGCCAUAGGAAUCAAUGCACAGUUCCUGUACGCACCAGAUUGCAUGCUCAUAUCCUUUCUCGACAAGGGUACUCAAACCACCAAAAUGACGAUGGUCACAGUCCCCCAAGGAACGGACCUUGGGCGGAUGAGCUGUGCGCACGACAUAUACGUGGACGUCCUGCACGGCACCAUCCCAUUUGAGGAAGGAACCGGCCGCCUACAAGAGCUCAUGAGCCAGGAAGCCCGUUAUGGCGACUCUAUUUGCGUCUUCAUGUACGGCUGUGCGUGCGCCUGUGUCGCCCCAUUCGGUUUCCUGGGCCGCUGGGUCGAUCUCCCCGUGGCCUUCAUCCUCGGAUGUCUGCUCGGCUUGAUGCGUCUCUACUUUGCCCGGAAUCGACUCUUCUCCAACGUCUUCGAGAUCGUCGCUUCCAUCGUCAUAUCAUUCUUGGCCAGGGCAUUUGGCUCGAUACAGGGAGGGCAGACCUUCUGCUUCUCGGCCCUGGCACAGGCUGGUAUUGCUUUGAUUCUCCCCGGGUACAUGUUCCUUUGCGCGAGUCUCGAGCUUCAGACGCGCCACCUCAUUGCCGGCGCCACACGGAUGAUGUACGCUAUCAUUUACACGCUCUUCCUCGGCUAUGGCAUCACGAUCGGAGCCGUCCUCGAAAUCACAUGCCCUGCCCCCUUGCAAAAAGAAUGGAACCUACUAUUCGUCUCCCUGUUCACCAUCUGUGUUGCCAUAAUCAACCAGGCACAAUGGAAGCAGAUGCCUGCCAUGCUCUUGAUCUCCAUCUCUGGUUAUGCCGUCAACUGGCACGCUGGAAAUUUCUUCAAAGGCGCGUCAACGGUGUCUAACACACUUGGAGCCGUGGCCAUCGGUCUUAUUGCAAACCUCUAUUCCCGCUUUGGCGUUGACCCAUCCCUUGCGCUAUACGCCUGGGAUCACUACAUCAAGUUGUGGGUUCGUCGUGUACGAAAGCGAUGCUCCAGGGCAGGCGAUGUCGAGGGCGGAGGGAAUCCAGGUCAUGCGGAAUUCCCACAACAGAGCCAGGCAAGGACUGGAUAUGGCGUUGUGGGGGCUGUAAUGCUACCUGCGAUAUUUGUGCAGGUUCCCAGUGGGCUGGCCAUCGGCGGCAGCCUUCUCGCAGGCAUCAAAAGCGCGGACUGGAUCACAUCAGAGGAAGUGGGCGAAUCGGCCGUUGAGGAUCUGACGGCCUCGACGGGCAUCGCGAUGAACGUCACUACCCAGGUCAUCCAAGUGGCCAUCAGCAUCUCGGUUGGUCUUUCGAUCAGCGCCUUGCUGGUUCAUUUGCCGCUAGACUUCGUGAGCAAGAAAAAAGGUGGUGUUUUUGUGUUUUAG